This is a messenger RNA of Schistocerca gregaria, 10074 nucleotides long. It is a transcript of the gene Pez, whose product is annotated as tyrosine-protein phosphatase non-receptor type 14. The coding region runs from base 379 to 3555 and encodes 1058 amino acids. The record is from RefSeq and is a predicted model, not a curated record. Gene Ontology annotation, biological process: protein dephosphorylation. Lineage: Eukaryota; Metazoa; Arthropoda; Insecta; Orthoptera; Acrididae. Gene Ontology annotation, molecular function: protein tyrosine phosphatase activity. Gene Ontology annotation, cellular component: cytoskeleton. The transcript has 22 exons.
CUUACUAGCAAAGGCGGCCGUGUUCUGGCGCCCUUGUUGUGUGUAUUGUGUGAUCUCUGGUAAUAAUGUUUGUCAACAUGGCAUAGCGUCCUGAUAUGGAUGCUUGGCUAUUUCUGUCAGCAAGACAUAUUUUUUGCAGGAUAAUGAUUUUCUUGCAAAGAACCAAAAGCACGUUUCCGUUGAAGUCAUUGCUCUUAGGAAAAUGUUACUGCUGUUCCACAUAUUGUUGAUUGAAUUUUUAAUGGUGAAGAUGCUGCAAAAAUGUAUCCAUGGGCCACAACUGCACUCACCGACAGAGACAUAUCUUCAGAGCCUUCAGUUAGUUCACUGACUUGUUCCUAACUCAAGUCAGUGGUACCAGGAAAAGUAUCCAGUAAUAUGCCAUUCAGACUGCGACUGAAAAAGAGCCGUCAGUACAAUGUGGCAUCUAAAUCUGUAUAUGUUAUCUGUGUUGAACUGCUUGACAGUACAACAAUAGAAUGCACAUUGUCUUCAGAGAGCAGUGGCCGAGAUUGUUUGGACAAUGUAUGCCAACGGCUUACCUUGCAGCAGCCAGAGUUUUUUGGUCUGCGGUAUGUAUCCCUGCAUGAACCUCCCCGCCUUCGCUGGGUGGAGAUGGACAGACCGCUGAAAAGGCAACUGGAUAAAUAUGCCCGUGAACCAAAUUUAUUGUUGCGAGUCAUGUACUAUAUAUCUGGAGUCAACUUGAUUCAUGAUGAAAUGACGAGAUAUCACUACUUUCUGCAAUUGAAAGCAGAUGUCAUUGAAGGUCGCAUGAGUUGUGAUGUAAAACAAGCUAUUCUUCUGGCCAGUUAUAGCAUGCAAGCUGAGUUUGGAAAUCAUGAUCUUGAGAGGCACACUGCUGAGUAUCUGAAAGAUUUUGCUUUAUUUCCAAAGCAUUUAACAGAGCAAGGCCACCUCCAGCACUUGACUGAAGCUGUAAUUUGUCAACAUGCAGCACUGGCUGGUCUUCCCCAGGGAACUGCAGAGGAAUAUUACAUUCUUGCUGCACAGCAGUUAGAUGGCUAUGGGCAGGAAACAUUUAGUGCUAAGGAUGAAAGCAAUGCAGAAGUAAUUAUUGGCGUCUCUCUCAAUGGCAUACUUGUUGGCUAUGAAAAGGCACACUCUUCAAAGUUUUACAGAUGGAAAGACAUUAAGAAUGUAAUUAAUCACAAACGUUAUUUUGGCAUUGAAUGUCCAAACGAAGGAGAAACAGUCCAAUUUCAGUUUACUGAUCCAGAAUCUGCAAAAUAUGUUUGGAGAAUGUGUGUUCAUCAGCAUACAUUCUACAUGCAGCAUGAGGGAGCAACAGAACCGUGCCAAAAUUUCAAUGACUCCAUGCCUGUAACACUAUUUCAGACUGGUAUAGAGGAUUCACAUCUAUCUGAGAGUCAGGAGGACUUAGACUGUCAUGAUGGAGGCAUAAAUUGGAGAAUUCAGUCAGCAGUGCAACGUGCUCAGUCAACCUCUUGCCUUGACCUCACAAAACACACAGAGGUUGAAAAACUGAGAGCUUUACUACCUUCAUAUCGACCAGCUCCAGACUACGAAACUGCAGUGCAGCUAAAGUACAGAGGCUCAUCACAAGCAGCAAAUAAUGUUAAUAUGAGGCCGAACAGUCAAAUUAAUUUACUGUACAGCAGUCAACCAGAAAUUCACCAAUCCCACAUGCAAGAUAAUAUCAGUUCGUACCAUUAUAAACAGUAUCCAGAUGUAACACAAGUUGAGAGGAUAUAUCUUGAUCCUCGGAGGGAGGAGCCUCAGACACACUUAAAAGGUCGACCUGAGCGCAGUUCUCAAACAGUAUUACAUACCUAUAGUACACCAGAACUGGAUGCAGUUGAGAGCCAGAUGGUUCAGAAUCUUCAAAUGCUGCAUUUGUACAAACCACCACCUCCUUACCCAUCAAGCAGCACCAGACCAAGCAGCAACAGCACACCAGACUUGGCCUCACAGGGGUUUCACCCACAACAGCCCCAGUUUGCAGUUCCUCAGGUCAGUGGUUCCAGUCCAGAUUUGGUAUCACCUCAUGCACAACCAUCUGCUCAAAAUGUUGUUCUUGGUGCUGAAACACAUCACACAUAUAUGGACGUAGCUAAUGUUCUUGACUCAGGGAUGAGAUGCUGCACAGGUGCCCAAGAGCAGUCAGAGCCCAUAUAUGAAAAUAUACCAUUGCCCUGGGCAUCACAGUCGGGGUGUUCAAGAAGCCGCGCUUCUAGUAUCCAGUCAGCACCAGAGAUGGGCAGUCCUGUCACAGCUAUGGAGGGUCAACGGAGAUGGCCGAAUGCAAUAAUGACUGUACCUUCAGCAACACCAGCAGCUAAUGUGUCUGUUAGUGUCCACUCAGCGUAUGAUGUCAGUAAUACAUCUCUACAAGAAACUUACGUGCAAAAUGCGCCUGCCCCUGAUACUGUAUGCCAGUCACCUGGUGAACCAACAAAUCCUGGUAUCGCAGAUGCAACUUACAUUAAAAGUCAGAGUCAGUUCCUUGAGUCAGAUAGACAAACUGAGUACACAAAAAUGGGUACAACAAAACAGAAGCCAAAACGUAAGUGGGCUCUACUUGGUGGAGGAAAGAGCAAGUCAAAACCAGAGGCAGCAGUAAAAGAAACUAAUGAAGAAGAAACACGUGUGCGUUGGAAUACGGGGCUGCCAAGGCUCCCUCUUCCUCCAACGAUAUCAAAAGAUAUAAUGUGCCAGCUUCUCGAACGCAAACUUGCUGAUGGUCAGGUUUUCUUUGAAUUUGAAAAAAUUCCAAAAAAGAAGCUGACAGCAGAUUUCACCACUGCAUUACAUCCUGAUAAUGCAUCAAGAAACAGGUAUAUGGAUGCUUUACCAUAUGAAGAAAACAGAGUCAGGCUGACACCUUCCAGACAAAAUAAGUUUGGCUACAUAAAUGCAUCCCACAUUACUGCAACAGUGGGCAGCCAUCAAAGGUUCUAUAUUGCAGCUCAGGGGCCACUACCUUCUACAGUCAGCAGUUUCUGGCAGAUGGUGUGGGAAGCAGACGUGCACCUCAUAGUGCAGUUAACAGUGACACAAGAAGACGGAACUGCUCCAUACUGUCCAGGCAUCAAUGACCGCUGCCUGGAGAUUGAUGAGUUUCAGAUAUGGCAACAGUUUUCACAAGAGACAGGCCACUGUGUCACAACUAAGUUGCGGCUCAUCCAUACAAGCUCACGUAGAGUCAGAGGUGUGUGGCAUUUGCAGUAUGUGGAAUGGGGUGAUCAGGGCUGUCCUCUGAAUGUUGGUCACUUUCUAGGGUUUCUGGAGGAAGUGUCAUCUGUGCGACAACACACCGUGAGUGAAAUUCCUGCUGGUCAUAACUGCAACCCUCCCGUGCUGGUACAUUGCACAGCGGGUGUUGGUCGAACUGGAAUAAUGAUUCUGAGUGACUUACUUCUAUAUACACUUGAUCAUAGUCAGGAGCUGGAUAUUCCCCGUGUAGUUGCUUUGCUACGCAAUCAGAGAAUGCUCCUCGUCCAGACAGUUGCUCAAUACAAGUUUGUAUACAGUCUUCUUAUAUACUACCUGAAGCACUCACGACUAAUAUGAUUUUGUUCACUUCAAGUGCUGCUCGGCAAUAAUUAUAGCAAAGAGUGUUAGCAAUGAUCUCUGUUUUUCUACUUCACUUCCAAUUAAUAUUUAUUAUUGCAGAAAAUGUAUAACAUAUUGUUGUAAUUGCAUAAUUUAUUUAUCCAUUAUUGUAGUAUGAGUUUUUAUUCUUUUUAAAAUAUGAAAUAAUGAAGAUUAAUUUUACUAUGUGUGUGUAUGACAUAAGGUUAUGUUUUUUUUAAUGAGUAUUCCUAUUUUUACACAUCAUUAGAGCAGAGUACUUAACUAUAGUUUUUUUAAUUUGGAAUUAUUCUGUGUUGUCUGUCAUCAAUAAUUUCUCUCCUAACUUAUUACUCUGUUGUUUGCCAUUGAUUAAUUCUGUAGAGUGACUUUAAUUACUCGUACACUUUUAUGCAGUUAGUGAUAAAAAUGAGCUAUUGUUAAUCUGAGUUGAUGAAGUACAGUUAUCAAUCAUCAUCGGUAAUUUAUAACCCAACAUUUACAUUUUAUUUCGAUACAUAAGAGAUAUUAAUCCUGAAUGUCAUAUCUUUGAUCCUAGUCUAUGAAAGAUUUAGUGUUGACAGCAGUGUAAUUCUCUCUCAAGCUGUGCAAUACUUUUUGUCAUAUGUCGUAAAAAAAAAAAAAAAGAAAAAAGUAUUUUGAGUCUGCAGCUAAUUCAAUAGCUGCACUGUUGGCAUCAGAAGCUAGUAAACUGUGAGUAAAAAUGUAGGAGACAGCUAUCCACCUUUAUUCAGUACCAUUUUAUCAUACAUUAUUGUUUGCCCAGUUUUAACAUGUUACUCUCAUUCUCAAGGAUUUCUUAUUUCAUUGUGCUGGAGUUUUUAGGCAUUUCAUACUAGUAAAACAUACAGUUUAUUUCCAAGGAUAUAAUUAAAUAAUACUCUGAAUUUUACCAAGAGACUGCUUGCAUGUGAAUAAACUGAUAAACAGUCAUUGUGCAUAUUAAAUACUUUAAUAAUUUGACAUAUAUUCUUUGAUUGACUGAUAAUUGAGACAGUGGCCAUUUGAUUCAUGUGCUGUGGAAUACUUUCCUCUUUCUAUUAAUCUUUAAUAACACUUUGUUGAGAAGAAAUAAGUUACUGGCCAGUUUCUUUUGUACUUUAUUGUGGUGAAGGUGUGUUUGUAAUCUGGUGUAUGUAUCAUUAGUGUACUUUGUUUUAUUUCUCUGCAUGUGUAGUAGGAUGAGGAGUGUAUUAUGUCUAAUGUUGAUGUUUUGGUUGUUUUGAUAACUUGUUAUGUUCAUGGAUUCACUUGCUGCCAUACAUUUGCAGUUAAUCAAUAGAGGAAAUUCAUUGUACUGUAUUCCAUUAGGUGAGGUUACAUUAUGGUUAAAAAUAUUUGAAAAGGAUAGACUGCUACUCAUCAAAAAGACAACAUGUUGAGUUGCAGACAGCCACAACGAAAAGACUGUUACACAUUGAGCUUCGGCCAAAAUAUUCUUCAGAAAGAAAACCCACAUACGUUCACACAAACAGGGACACUUCAUACAUACAUGACCAUUAUUUUGCCACUGUGGCUAGAAUGCGUUCUGACAGUCUGGCCCCAGCAGCCAAAGAUAGUGGCCACGUGUGCGUGAGGUGUUCUUGCUUGUGUGAAUGUGUGUUUGUUUCCUUUUCUCAACACAGCUUUGGCAGGAAGCUCAAUGUGUAACAGUCUUUUCACUGUGCCUGUCUGCAACUCAACAUGUCGUUUUCACAGUGAGUAGCAAUCUACCCUUUUCAUAAUAUUGUUGAUAUUCCAACUUGGGACUUUCUGUGCAACUGGGCUAGUGGUCUUCCUCUAAUUAAAUUCAUCUUAAUGGAAUGUCACAUUAUAAUUUCCCUUCUUUUUUGUUAUGUAUUCCAAAGCAUGAGACAUUUAGAUAUUUCACACGGUAUAAAAAUUUCAGGAUUUGGAAGCUAAUAUUUGUUACUGCUUUUAUCCUGUUUUUUUAACAAAAAUUAGUUCAAAUAUCAUGGUCAGGUUUUAGGAAUGGCCAUAAGGGCACAUGCAUAAGUUUAUUCAUUAAGUAUACAUAAGAUAAAUGAACUGUGAAAAGUCAUCAGUUUAUUCAUUUGUAUAUAGUUCCUUGUAUAAUUGAAAGAUUGCAAUUUUUUUUAAACUAUGAUAUUGACAUAGGUAGACAAUUAGCCAGUUGCAAAACCCUUGAAACUGGUACACUAAUAAUUCAAAACUUGAGAUAUCCAUUAAGAAUGAAAGUAUAAAGGUUGAAGAAGGAAUCUUUCAUGUUACGUAUAUUAAUGGGUACAACAAGAGUCGUAGGGGGUCUACUGUAUUAGCUAAAGUGCAUGUCUCAGUUCAUAUUGGUAUUUGUCACAUACAUAAAUAGUAUGAGGUAACAUUAAGUGCCUUUGAAAAGCUCAGAAGCCAUCCGACUUAGACUGGGACCUUCUGUCUCCAAGAAGUUGCCUUAGCUACUAUAGCUGCUAAAAUUAAAUAUUACAUUGUAUAUUAUGAAAAAGACUAUUUCUUAUUGAAAAAUCCUUAUUUUUGUAUGCUUUAUUAACUUGUUCUUUUAGUCUGUAAUGUGUAGGAGAAAGUGCUGUUAAGUCUUUGACUUGUUUCACAUUCUUGUUGUUUAACACACAUCAUUUUUUAUUUUGUGUAUUUAUAUUUACAAUUCUGGGCUGGUAAAUUGUUUGAGAGAAAAGAACACAAAACAGCUGGUCAGUGGUAGAAUAGUGGCUAGUGAUUAGCAGACAUCUCAAAACGGCUGUCCAGUAUCCUUUGGGAGAUACCACUUCUAGUUCUGCUAAUAGAAAUGCUUAGAAUAGAAAAAUUCAACAGUCCCAGUUAUCCAAACCAAGCAGAUGAUGUGGUAAGAACUGGACUUUUAUUUAGGAGAACAACAGUUCGAAUUCUGAUCUGGCUACCAAGUAACAGUUUUCCAUGGUUUCCCUAAAUUAUGUAAGGGAAAGUCUGGAUUAGUUUCUGUGUAAGAGACACAGCUGAUUUCAUUUCUCACUGGUCCUUCAUCAGAGCUUGUGCUACAUCUCUAAUGGCCUUGUUUUGAUAGGACCUUGAUCUCUAUUCUUCCUUCCUUUUCUAGCUGUUAGAUCACUAGGUUUAUUGUUCAGCGAUGUGAAUUGAAUUAGUGGGUGGGGUAAUGACGUAAAAGAGAUGGUGUCAGUGUGGGUCACUUGAACCCCAAGACGAGAGGAACUCACCUCUUACAACUCAGAAGACAGGCAAAGGUGAUGAAAUAUGGGCAUGUGAGAAACUGGAGGUCAAAGAUAGUAUAUUAAUAAACAUUGUACCAGCUUCCAUUCAGAUAUGAUAGAAGGGUGGAGUGUUGCAAGAGGUCAAGAUGUAUUGCAAGAGGCAAGUUCAUCUUUAGUUGUAUUUCUGCCACUUAUAUCAUCUUUGAACUGAAACUGACACAGUGCUUACUAAUGUAUUAUGGUUGACCUCAUCCUCUUGUCUCUAACAGCUUUCUCUUCAUCUUUAAUUCCUUUUCUUUUCAUAAUAGGCCUAUCCCACUAACCUGGGAUCUGAGGAACCUAUCGUGCCCCUUCCCCCCCCCACCCCACCCCUCUUUCCUCCUCCCAUUUCUAACAUCAGCUCACCAAUUCCUCACCAAAAGAAUGUUAUUUCACUCGAAUCUGUAAACCAAUAGUCGUUCAGUCAUUUCUUUUUACAUGAGCCAUCAGCAUGCAGACUACAAAAACUGAUACAUCUCGUUUGCACUUUUAUGUUUCUAAUGUAUUCCUCUGACAUCAUUCAUUCACUACUUUGUAAAAGUUGUGAGUUUCACUAGCAGUGCAGCCCAUCAUUUGCCUGUCAAAUAUAAUCUCAAAACAUUCGCUUUUAGUUGGCUCCUCACCUAAUCCACGAUGAGGAUUCAUCCCAGAGUUAUUAUUGGAGAAAGCAUAAUUCUGAGGUGUAAACACACCAUGUGUCAGCCAUCUGUACUUACUAUUUCUGACCAUUUGCUUCUUUGUCACCUGUGAAGAGCCUGAUUCACGAAUAAUUUCAGCAUCACUUGAUGAAUCUCCACUUUCUCUUGGUAAUACCUGGAAAUAUUCACAGUCUUCGAAAUCACUAUCAGAUUCCACAACUGAGUCUUCAUUUAGUAGUGUUUAUCUAAUUUUCAUAACACUCAAACCUUUCAAAUGCAUCAUUCUCACCAAACACAAAAGCACGAUGCAAGUAUCAGAUUUACUUCCCGUAGAUUGAAUGUAUACGAGGCUUCCUGAAAAUGAAAGUAGAUCCAGAUGUUCACAACAGAUGGCAGCACCAUUCAGUCACAGAAGGGAGCAAUCGUACUGAUACAGUGUCAGAUACAGAAAAGUGAAAACGUACGCAUACAGUUGUAGGCAGCAUGACAUAAUGCCUGCCCCGUACUGGUACAGUUGCUGUCUGUAAAGGGUUGAGUUACUCUUUUCCUGUGGUCGGUUUCUGAAUCCCAAAUAAAUACAUCAAUUAAAAAAGACUUCAAAGUGUUGAAGAUGUUUGCUGCAAGAGAAAAAUUUGCAGUUUGGUUACAAAUAAUCUGCAAUUGGUAAGUUUCAACAGUUAUGGCACUUAUCAAAAUAUGAACUUAUUAGAACAACAGUUAUUUUCCCCUUUAUCUUUACCAAGGCAAAGCCAUAUCAGCAUUUUCUCGUUGUGCCAAUAUACAGUGCAGUAUUUUUCAGAUUUAAUUAUUUCAUUUCAUUAUCUGUACCUAUGGGUAAUAUAAUAGCUUUAUUUUUAAGCAAUGAUAUGGUAUGUUCCCGUAACAUUGUUCUAAUGUGAUUUGUUUGAAGUCAGAUAGGUGCAAGGAAAUAUUUAUUUUUCAUAGUCUUAAACAUUUGAACAAUCAGUUAUUCCUUUUCGUGCUAUAGAAUUGGUAGUGGGACACUGCAUAGUGUAAGUUUGUAGCACUUGUGUUGCACAUGCCAUUAUGCUAGUCUCUUGUAACAUGCCUCUGGAGUCAAAUGAAAUGUUGUAGCUUUAUAACUAGUGCAAAAACAAGUAGUUGUUCUCAGUAUUUGUGAAUGUAUUUUUAAGAGAAUAAUUGCAGUGCUCAGAUACUAUUCUGUUUUUAAUAAAAAUGUACUUGUAAAUGAAACCUAUGGAAAAGCAGCUAUAGUACAUUAUUUAUUUUUGUCUUGUCAGUAAGAGUUCAUAUAUUCGCACAAUACAUUAGCAUUAGAAACAAGUUAACUUCAAUAUACUGUUGUUAUAUUGAAAUGAAUUUUAAAAGUGUUCUCUGAUUAUCGAUUGACUGUGACUGGCACAAACAUGUCAGAAAAGCCCACUUUACUGUUAUGAUUAUUUACAAAAGGAUUGUUUUAUAGUGUUAAUGAUAUUAAUUAAUAUUUGCUAUGUAAUAUACUCUUAAGAUCUGUGCUUCCAUAAAAUUUCUGUUUGUCAAAUCUUUCUGUGUCAUUUAACAAGCAGAAAAGGGAAAGAAAGAAACAGUUAAUAAAAUGAAAUAUCUGUGUGUGUGUGUGUGUGUGUGUGAGAGAGAGAGAGAGAGAGAGAGAGAGAGAGAGAGAGAGAGGGAGAGAGGGUGCGCAUGCAUGUGUGUGUUGUGGCCCUUUUUUGAUGGGGGAAGGGGGGGGGGGCAUGUAAUAGGAGGGUUGGAAAAUGCAUUUCCUUUUAUACUUUCCUGUGUGAAAAAUGUAAAUGUGCAAUUAACUUACAAGAAUGAACUCUGGCAGUGAUAUUCAUUCUUAUAAUAUUAAAUACUAAGACAGAAAUCUAUAUCAGGAAUAUCUCGUGCAUCAUUUAUAGGUGGCACAACAUGCUGGCAAACCCAGAAAAGAAUAUUAUGUUAUUUGAGAUACUGAGAGAUCGAUCUGACAAACUCUAGUCAAAAUAAAGGAAAAAAAGAUAUGUCACCUAAGUGUCUUAUUUUAGGGAGAUUCAGAAUGCAAUUUGGUAUCAAGUAAGUGCUAAAAUUUUAAUUUAUGAAGGGGAAGGUGGUGCAUGUAGGAUAACUUCAUUGACAAAGAAAAUUACCAUUGCAUAAAGUCUAAAUUGUCAUAUGUGUAUAGGAUGAAAGUAGUCUUAUUUAUAUAAGAUUUAAGGCUACAUGUUGCCCAAGAAGUGAGUGUUCCUUAGCUUAUAUGCUAUUUUUGUACGGUGUGUCUGUGAUAUAAUUUUCAGAAGUGCGUUCUAUGUGUUACAGCAAUCAUAAAAAUAUGUGAAACUAAUGAUUUGUGCAGUUAAAAACUUAUUAAUAACUUAUGAAAACCUGUUUCAUUUUAAAAUAUUUGUCAGUAUUUUUUGUAGAUGUCUAGUUGCUAGUAUGUUUAAAACAAGUUGAGUUUUGUCUUUUUUUACUCAUCAAUCAACAACUGGUUUGUCCCAUAAUUGAUGAGUUUCAUUCACAGUUUCUUGUGGCUAUGUAUACUUUCUUUUUUUGUAUGUCACAUGUAGUACAAGUAAUUUUCUAUAUGUCUGAAUCAAGUAUUGGUGGUGAUGAAAAAUUUUAUACAUUUUUGUAAUUGUGCAGCUUUGUGUAUGUGAAAAAUAAAUUUUUCUGGUCUUCAGUCAUAUUAAGAAACA